This is a messenger RNA of Serpula lacrymans var. lacrymans S7.9, 1172 nucleotides long. RefSeq lists its product as uncharacterized. The record is from RefSeq and is a predicted model, not a curated record. Bases 113 to 793 code for a protein of 226 amino acids. The transcript is spliced from 2 exons. Gene Ontology annotation, biological process: mycotoxin biosynthetic process. NCBI's taxonomy places the organism in Eukaryota, Fungi, Basidiomycota, Agaricomycetes, Boletales, Serpulaceae.
GACGGGAACAUCAAUCAAAACCUGUCCGCCGCACAGCUCAGGAGUAGCAUAUACCCUCUUUCUUUCCCCAAAGGCUUGGUUUGCUACGAAGACCGCCUAACUAUCAUAAGUCAUGCACUUUCAGAGGGAAACUUACACAAACGUCAUAUGUCUUUCUCUACUACUCGCGACUUCACUCUACUUCAAUGUCAUGCUCAUAAACACUGCCAGACAUGUGAGGGAGGCAUUGCAACUGCAUAGGUCAACCGCCUCGCCUUUACAUUUGAGGCCAAUCGAACCUUAUUCAUUCGUCGGCAACGACUUCCCGGAACUGCUCUCUAUAGAGAGUCGAUUAGUUAGGAUGUCCGUAGAGGAAAGUGUCCACUACUCCUUGGCAGACCCUGAGGCCAGCGACGAAUGGUUAUGGACAGCUCCUCUAGGGGACAAUCACAUUCGCCUCGGGCCUGACAUGCGCAUGUUCGCUAUUCCAAUGUUCCAUCAGCUACACUGUCUGCGAGGAAUACGUGAAGCAAUGGAGAAUGGGCUCAGCAGUCUCCAUCACGCACAGCAGGAACACAUCCACCACUGCUUCAACUACAUCCGACAAUGGACACUUUGCUCAGCAGACGUGACACUCGAGCCAGGCGAUUUUAUGAGUCGAAAUUUCACGACGGAACGUGUUGGAGCUACGCAUACCUGUCGUGAUUGGGAGCCAGCAUAUACUGUGGUGAACGACAGAUGGUUCGAGUGGAAAAAAUUCAAGCAGGAGCACGAUGCGUUACAAAAACGUACAGAAGAAGUAACCGACAUUUGAAAUUAUUUUCCAACGAGGAAGGCGCUAAGUGUUUGGCAGUUGGUGAAUGGGUAACAGGAACAACUUGAAGCGGAGGAGCCUCAAUACAAUCGUGUAUAGUUUACCACGGCCAUUUGAAGGUAUGCCUCUGGGAAACUGGGCAGCGUCGUUGGGAGGCUAGAGUUCUAUGCCUAACGGUUUAUGGGACAACUAGAGAACGAUGUCUGUCUUGAGUAAACGCCACGGUAAUUGUGGCGGAUAGGCGAAUAGUGUUCAUGAUGGUUCAGAUGGUGUCGAGUUGAUACAUAGCAAGUAGACCAUAUGAUAGCUCCAAAAGCCUAAAUGUGACUUGUCUUAAUAUCCGUGCUAUGAAAAGGUGUGAACACGUGCUAUCUGUGCU